AUGUCAACCACUCGUCGCAAUGGCCAGCUCUCUUCGUGUGAGCCAUGUCGUAAAUCCAAGUUGCGUUGCGACCACGCAACCCCCGUGUGCGGCCGCUGCGUCCGCCGCGGCAGGCAACAUCUCUGCGUCUACCAUCCAGCACCAUUAACACAACCGACUAUCCCACGCGAGAGGCGCAAGCGCCGUCCCACCACUGAAGUCAAUCUGCAUGAUGAUUUGGAUCACUGGAGCGAAAAGAAAACAUCCGUGUCCACGCCCGGGUUUUUGGGCAACACUAGCUACUCGGAUGUGUUCACGGACCAGGGCAGCGACCUGUCAAUCGGGAGUCUCUCUUCCUCCAACGACCCGGUGCCGGUGGACUCGCAGCGAAUCCAAUUAGGCGCGCGGGCGAUGCUCCUAUUGAAGUAUCUUCCCAUGUACCGGGCGAUCAUCACUGCUCGGUUCAAGGUCUGGAAAGGGUGGACCCUGGGCUGGCCGGUCACCAAUAUGGUGUUGACGACCACGGAAGAAAUGUGGGAUGCGAUUACUCGUGAAGAAACCGACGAGAGUCAGCGCGCACUUCUCUUGUCCAAACGACUCUUCGAGAAGCAUACCCGUCCGGUUGAGAUCCAUCCUUCGAUGUCAUGGGCCGAGUUUGCGUCGGCCACGACAGGGCGAUGGGAAACCAUCGGGUUGUUAUUCACCACCGUGGGUCUUUCACUUGGUUUUACCUCGAGUGAGGAUUCCAUGUUCAAGCAGAAUGGAUGGGCCGAAGCGAAGAGCGUCGCAGUCACCGCCACUGCCGUGGCCGAUCUAUGCCUGCAGUUCUGCGAUAGCGCUGGGAUCAUUAACGACCUUGUGUGUAGUCUGCUUUUACAGCAAACCUCACUUUUGACAAAUGUCUAUGGAGAAAGCGAUUAUCGUCCUUGGAGGAGGCUCGGCGAAUUGACCACCGCUGUCUUUGCGCUGGGACUACAUCAGGAAUCCACCAAUUGCCCUUUUUUCAUCCGUGAGAUGCGCAAGCGGACUAUGGUUGGGGCAUACACUGCGGACAAGAUCCUUGCGACUUUUCUGGGCCGCCCGCCACUCAUCAGCUGGCGCUACUGUGACAUCCCCAUGCCGUUGGAUCUCAGCUUUGAAGAGAUAGCCUCGGAACCAGCUGUACGGGAUACGGCGAUUGCAAACCUAUCUCCGGAUGGCUGGAACCGAGAAGGGUCUUUGAAAAAGGGUGCAUAUGCUCGGGUUGCCCUGCUCACGAGUAUCCUCCGCGAAAAAAUCCUAGGGUUGUCAUUGAGUCGCAGUACGGAUAAUCUGGCUGAGCAGAUUGAGGAAUUAUCGCAAGAAUCGCACAAGCUGUAUCAUGGGCUGCCGAGGUUCCUCCAUUGGCAUCCCGAGAGCAACUUGGUGUCGAGAGUGGAUGAUCACCUGCUAUUCGAGUUCCAUCUCGAUUUCCUAUACAAUGAUUUUCUACUGUAUAGGCUUCUUGCUAAACGCACCCAGACCCAACCCGAUGGGAUGAUCAGCACCGCGCUCGAGAUUCUCAAUGCUCUUCUCUCGAUGGUUGCCAAGGCGAACCGCUACCGAAGCCUGGGGUGGGCUAUCGCCUGGAGUUUGUGCUACGCAGGACUCCCUUCCGCCGGUGUUUUGUCUGCAGAUUUGCUCCGCCGGUCUCGAUUGCGAAUGCCUGAAUCUACAAUAUUCCCGCGAUCGGAGAUCAUCCAAAAGCUCAGCAUCUUUGCAUCGCAUCUGGACACCAUGAUCCAACCCGACGAAGGCAACCACCAAAUCGCGCAGCAGGGGCGUCGCGCUAUCCGCCAUGUCUUGGACCAGGUGCUCUCAGUGCACAGUGUGAGCGAUAUUCCGUCGGGUAGUAGUUCGGCGCUGGAGCUGGAUCCCAAGGAACUAAACUUGGUCAGCCCGGAUCUGCUUCAUAGCAUUGAUGUAGACGACCGGCGCCCAUUUUUGGACUGGCUCGAUGGGACGGAGUGCCACGAGCCGUGGCUGACCUGGAUGAAUUUUAGCUAG
Messenger RNA from Penicillium alfredii, 2004 nucleotides. RefSeq lists its product as uncharacterized. The transcript is spliced from 4 exons. Gene Ontology annotation, cellular component: nucleus. Gene Ontology annotation, biological process: regulation of DNA-templated transcription; DNA-templated transcription. The record is from RefSeq and is a predicted model, not a curated record. Gene Ontology annotation, molecular function: zinc ion binding; DNA binding; DNA-binding transcription factor activity, RNA polymerase II-specific. NCBI's taxonomy places the organism in Eukaryota, Fungi, Ascomycota, Eurotiomycetes, Eurotiales, Aspergillaceae. The coding region runs from base 1 to 2004 and encodes 667 amino acids.